Bipolaris sorokiniana ND90Pr is the source of this 2902-nucleotide messenger RNA. RefSeq lists its product as uncharacterized. The record is from RefSeq and is a predicted model, not a curated record. Lineage: Eukaryota; Fungi; Ascomycota; Dothideomycetes; Pleosporales; Pleosporaceae. The transcript has a single exon. The coding region runs from base 122 to 2623 and encodes 833 amino acids.
GGCCGCCCCUUGAUCAUUUGAGCUCGAUCUUUUAUUGUGCCACAAUAUCCCUCAUCCUUCAAAAUAAACCCCGGAAAGCAACACUCGACUCUCGUAUUUCGUUUCGCGGUUGCUAGAAACUAUGCAACUGAAAAACCUGACGAUAGAAGUACCGUUGAGCGCAACACAGCAUGGCAACAAUCGUGUCUUUUGUGUACGAGGGCCUCCAUGGAGAGAUGCGCUGUCUGUAAUCACUUUCUUUGCCACGAGCUAUAUUGCCCACGCGGCAACAGUCAAAUCAACACCCGGCGAGGGAACAAUCAGUAUGGCGUUCAACACUUUCAUGGCACUAUGUUUCCCGAUGUUUGGUCUUUUGCGCGCACUAAAUGCGAUUGCUCGCGGGGCACGAUUCGGAGGUUCUGAACUUAGGAAUGCUUGUAGAGCAGGUGCUCUUUGCAUGGUUGUCAGAAACCCAGAGUGGAGGCCCAAGCCUGGAGAUACUCUCGCGGUGGUCCUUGAGGAAAGAAGCCAGUCUGAUGAAGAGAAUAACGCCACUGCAGACAUUGUCGAUGCAAAGAUGGUCAACUACUUCCCUACAUAUGCGCGAGAGGAUUCAUCAGCUUGGGCGUACUUUGAUACCAUUGGCUCCCGAGCUUAUGUGGACCCAGAUUUAAUCAGAAUACAUGGCACAUACUUGUUAUCGAAAGGGUACGCAUUCGCUAUAGUACCACGCAAUGCUUGCUUGCUGGAGAUAGAUCGUAUUGAUUCCACGCCAUUGGUGCCACAUAUGGAUAACGUUUCGCCUGCUUCUGCGGAUAUAAGCCAACCCCUCGGAGCCGAGGCCAUUUUGAACGGCCAUUCGAGUUCUGCACGAAACCUAGACGAUAAUAGAGCAAGUCUUCAAUCUAUAUCGACGGCUGGUACCACCCUAACGAGUGAAAGUGUCAACAACAUGAACAACUCCGGGCUUCGUCCCAUGGAUACGUUAAUACCUACACAAGGGAAUGGCGGUACACCUGACGCAAAUAGCGACAUCAGUUCGAGUUACAGCAUAGCGAAAGCAAUCGCAUCGCUGAUCCAAAUUCUAGGUGCACUGAGCAUAAUCUUUUUACGCAAACCCGAUACUAUAGAGCGGUGGGGAUAUGCAUCAUUCCAACUGACCGUGGUUCCAUACUUAGUCAUGACCGUGGUCAACUUCGUCAGUAAUGCACUUACAGCAGACUACGCUUGUCUAUAUAUGGUUGAGUCGGAGGUCAUGAGAGAAGCACGAAACAGGGGUAGCAGGUUCGAGGGGACCGUGGCAGCCUUAGAAGAAUACAUGGGUCCUCUAUCACCAGACGUCUCGGCAAAAGAUAUCGCAGUUUGGACAGGUCUUACACAGAAGCAUAUUCGGUGGCUCGCGAGCAUCUUGUCUGGUGAAUGGCUAAGCAACAAGCUUUUCGGCCUAGACUGGGCAAUUUUCGAGGCACCUAAGCGCAAAGUUCCCAAAAUCUCACAUAUUCAGCUUACAUGUGAGGAACAAGUAGAGAUCAAUCAUUCUCAAUCAGAAAGCGCUACCGAGGGUGACCAGCAAGAUCACCAACCUGCCACCGAUACGUUGCGAGAGAGCUCCAAUAUCGAAUCGGAGCAAGAUGUUUCAGUACCUGUCGGAAAUGACAACUCGAGUAUGCUUGCAGCUAACGAGAGAAUCGAAUCGGACGUUCCUGGUAUCCAUCAAGAUCACCCACAACUCGCUGCAGAUAUUUCCCGCCACAACAAUCCAGUCGACUCUCCUACAGAACCUAAAGUAAUUUUGACAAGCUUGAGCGGCCAAAGAUAUCGUAUACAAGGAUUCCGCUCGACACCAUGGUUUGAUCCAAAACUAUUACUUGGUCGAAGUAACGCCAGAGAAAUUUUAUCGCAUAUUGCUGAUAUUGCUGAGGAUACCUCACAUGCAUCAAGCACAUCCGAUCGACUCAAAAAAAUCAUGGUCGAGUUUCUCAACGGUUUUUACUCCGGACUCUUUCAAUCGCUCGAUCCAGUUCGACUGAGGCUCAUUGCAUCCGUUGAGCAAGUCAAGAAGGAUCGUACCGGCACCGAGAGUUGGACAACACUCAUUGCAAUGCUAUACAGGGGUCUGUCCGGCAACGGAUUAAAUGCAAGCCCGGAGAACAGUACUGAACAUGAAAAUCGAAAAUUCGCAAUAUACAUUCCAAACUGUUCUCCUUUUGUCCGCGAAGAUAAGAGCAAGGGCAAACAACCGAGGGGAAGGGGCCAUGCCGGGGCCAUGAUGAUUCUUGAGUUUCUUCUUGGAUGCUUCAUCCUUAGCCUUCUUAUUGUCGUCCUCGGAUGGCUCUCGCAUUGGUUCUCUCGCGGUGGAAGUAGUCGUACUGAACGAGCCAUCAUCUUGCUAUGGGUGGCUGAAGGCGCUUUCGGUCUGCUCCUUCCACUUCUGAGUCUAAAGGAAUUGCUUCUGGUAUUCCUCUUACUGCCAGUAUAUGCAGCGUCACUACAACAGCAGACCUCUCUAAGUUUCAUACUAGUCCCUCAGUAUCUACACCUGUUAGCUUUCAUACCAAUCGGUAUCUUCGUGGCACCGAUCUGGGGUUUCGUCAUUGUGGGAAGACAACUUGUUGAAUGGGGAAGUUGUGUGUCUUUGUACUGAAAGGACAUUAUCUUUGUUACGGAUCAAGAUCUUUUAUUUAAUUUUGUUCUAUUUAGAGUCUCUAGUUGUGCAAUGUAAUUCGGUUCAAUAACGCCGUUUCUAUGCAAUACCUUUUUUAGUGCCACCGAAAACUCCGAAACCCAUUGAGGAAUGUCAAUACAUAACCUGUACCCCUUGGAAACCAAUCACUAUUGACGCAAACCCCCACUCCCAUCACACUCCUUCUCCUUAGUUACCUUCUCCUCAACUACCUUCUCCUUCUCUAGCUUUUCCAAAGUC